AUGGCUAAAAGGAUGGCUCUGGAAGAGGGGAUUUUAUGCGGGAUCUCAUCCGGUGCUAACGUCCAUGCGUCUUGCAAACUUGCCGCUCGUCCUGAAAUGGCGGGAAAACUUAUCGUUACUCUUCUGCCUAGCUUUGGCGAACGUUACCUUUCAACGCCACUUUAUGCAAGUGUUCGCGAUGAGGCCAUGGAUUUGGGUGUGAAUAGUCUUGAAUACGACUUAAGCCGUGUAAGCCUGCCGAAGUUUCCUGUUGAAGAAAACGAAGGACCACACCUUAAUCACUGA
Cooperia oncophora is the source of this 285-nucleotide messenger RNA. The record is from the annotation of a GenBank genome assembly. Lineage: Eukaryota; Metazoa; Nematoda; Chromadorea; Rhabditida; Trichostrongylidae.